Sebastes umbrosus (honeycomb rockfish) is the source of this 3332-nucleotide messenger RNA. RefSeq names its product zinc finger DHHC-type palmitoyltransferase 9 (gene zdhhc9). The transcript is spliced from 10 exons. The record is from RefSeq and is a predicted model, not a curated record. Gene Ontology annotation, molecular function: protein-cysteine S-palmitoyltransferase activity. Lineage: Eukaryota; Metazoa; Chordata; Actinopteri; Perciformes; Sebastidae. Gene Ontology annotation, cellular component: Golgi apparatus; endoplasmic reticulum. Gene Ontology annotation, biological process: peptidyl-L-cysteine S-palmitoylation; protein targeting to membrane. The coding region runs from base 606 to 1769 and encodes 387 amino acids.
GUGUCCUUUGUUCCUUUCUGUUUUACCUGUCCUGCCCCUUUAAGAUUAGACAUUUCAAUCUAGGCGUGUUUCCUGCUGCCAUUGACUAAAAAAUCCUGCAGGGGGGAAAAAAGCAUCCAACAGCUUCACAUGUUUGCGUCCAUACAGGCGCUUAUUUCUUAUUUCUAAAGGAUUGUUUUAUUAUUCUAUAGAAGAGACGUCCAGCAGCUCUUUAAUGUCUGUGCAAGAUCAUUUAUGAUUUAUGAUUUAUCGAGAUGAUAUGAAUGUCAGUCGGUCAAGGUCUGAGCUCCACAUGCAGCUGGAUUUUCCUUCUUCUGCUGGGAAACAUCUUCCUCAAGCGUUUGGAUGAUUAUCUAAUAACAUAUAUAUUUUAAUUACCUGGUGAGAGGAUUGUUGGUGUUGGAGCUUCUCUGUGGGAAUGACAUGCUGCAGUGAAGAAACCUGGAUAUAAUAAUGGAUUAGAAAAGCAAUGAGGAUGUGACUGCGACACUUUACAACCAACAGGAAAAUGCUUUAUCUCCUUCUGCAGAAAUCUUUAUUAUAACAGAAAUAACAGCUGCCGUUAACCCCUAAAGAAGAAGAAGAAGGAGGAUUGAUCAUCCAUCAUGUCGGCGGUGAUGAUCACUAGAAAGGUGCGAAAAUGGGAGAAGCUUCCUGGGAAGAACUCGUUCUGCUGUGACGGUCGGGUGAUGAUGGCCAGACAGAAGGGAGUCUUCUAUCUGACCCUCUUCCUCAUCGUGGGGACAUGCUCCCUCUUCUUCGCUUUCGAAUGUCCGUACCUGGCUGUCCAUCUGUCUCCUGCCAUCCCAGUUUUCGCCAUCGUGCUCUUCCUCUUCGUCAUCGCCAUGUUGCUGAGGACCAGCUUCAGCGACCCCGGGGUGCUGCCGCGGGCUCUCCCAGAGGAAGCCACAUUCAUCGAGAUGGAAAUUGAGGCCGCCAACGGGAACGUCCCCGCGGGGCAGCGGCCCCCACCUCGAAUCCGCAAUGUUCAGAUCAACAACCAGAUCGUGAAACUGAAGUACUGCUACACCUGCAAGAUCUUCCGACCACCUCGAGCGUCUCACUGCAGCAUCUGUGACAACUGCGUCGACCGUUUCGAUCACCACUGUCCAUGGGUAGGCAACUGUGUGGGCAAGAGGAACUACCGCUACUUCUACAUGUUCACCCUGUCACUCUCCCUGCUCACCAUUUAUAUCUUCACCUUCGACAUCGUCCACGUGGUGAUGCGUUCGGUUGAUCAUGGCUUUUUGAACACUUUGAAGAUAACACCUGGCACUGUGCUGGAGGUGUUGGUGUGUUUCUUCACCCUGUGGUCGGUGGUGGGACUGACGGGCUUCCACACCUACCUGAUCUCUCUGAACCAGACCACCAAUGAGGACAUUAAAGGAUCCUGGUCGGGAAAGAACAGAGUCCAGAACCCGUACAGCCACAAGAACAUCUUCAAAAACUGCUGCGAGGUGCUCUGUGGGCCGGCGUACCCGAGCGUCUUGGACAGAAGAGGACUGAUGCGGGAAGAUUCGCCGGAUUCUGCUUCAUCUGCUGCACCUUCCUCCUUCAGCAGCAGCAACCCAGUGUCACAAACCACAAAAACUACAGCUCCACUCAUCCCUAACGAGCACACGCCUGACGAUGCCAAGCCGAGCAUUGCCGCCUCAGCAGAGAAGAGCGCCUCCCCGAAAGAGGAACUCCCUCCUGCUCCAAAGGUCCCGCCCCUGGCUUCACCGGAGACUGAUGCUGAAGCAUCCGUCGUCAAGGACAAGGCCCAUUAGCUGCAUGAGGAGGCGGCUCUCGGCUGUCGUCGUGGCCUCUCCUCCCCGGCAUCCUGCCUGGUCAGUAACUGAAACAUUAAUAAUCAAUAUGUGAUUACUGCGCGGGUGACUCGGUUACUCUCCGACGCCCGCUCUACAUUCCGCCAGAAGAGCAGCGUUUCUGCGGCAGCUCCUCCUCUUCCCUCCUCUCCUCACCAGUAGCUGCAGAGCUGUUUGAUUGACAUUUACUCCUGCAGGAGGGGGGGGAGUGAUUUAAUGGAACGUCAGCAGCUUCCUCUGUCUCCUGAACACUGCAUGGAAAAGACACACAGGGGGAGAAGCUGUUGGAAGAACUGCAGAGAAAAAUAAACUCUCCAAGUGUAUGACAUCCUCACAGGUAACCUGUGGGUCGCUCUGACUGUCAGUACUUUUGUUCUUUAUUUAAAAUUGUAUAAUGACAUUUAUUGUGAGAGGCCAGUUCAAAUAUACUCCUUGCAAGUGUCUGGCAAAGACAAUAUUACUUCUGGACAUGUAUACAUACAGUCAGUUUUCUGUGCUCAUUACAUGCCCUAUGCAAACCAUGAGAAGGCUGGACAAGCAGCUUUUGAUGAAAGAAGGCGUAACACCAGUUAAGUGUGCGAGUACACAUGAUGUCCUUGCAGGAAGGAGGACAUACAAAUCUGUAGCUGAGAUGUCCUAAAAGACUCCUUCCAGGCAGGCAAGUUAAAAUCUACCUUGUAUUCUGAUAUUGCUGCAUUCAAUACUGUUGUUACUUACAUACAACUUCUUUUUUUUUAAGUGAUCCAGACCAACGCCUGUCCUUCCAUUUUUAUAUAUAUCAAGGAUGUAGUUAGGACGUCGGUGCUCUGAAAUAGAUGGAAAGUUCAAAGUCUCAGCCAGAGUCCCAGUGUGAGAGAGAGAAAAGGCCUGACUUCUGAUGAUAGUAGACACUAGUAGUAACAGUGCCUUAUCAAAACAGUUGCACCAUCAAAUGCAACGGAGGUCGACCAACAGAGAAGCCCUAGAGAUCCGUUCUAACCACAGAUAACAGCGGUAAAAUGAGAAAUGCCAACGUUUAUACUCUAAUUAGUCCAGUGGUUCCCAACCUGGAGGUUGCAAGAUGAAUCUUAAGUGGUCACGAGAUGAUUUAAGGAAGAGUUCGACAUUUUUGGAAACGGCUUAUUUGCUUUCUUGCAGAUGGUUAGAUGAGAAGAUGCUCAUGUCCCUAUAGUAAAUAUAAAGCUACGGCCAGGAAAUGGUUAGCUCAGCUUAGCAUAAAGAUGGGAAACAGCACCUCUAAAGCUAAUUCAUUAAUAUGUUAAAUUACAUUUAGUUAUUGUUAUCAACUCUUUGUUGACUUCCUGUUGUUUUCACACUUUUUUGUACAGAUUAAACAAAAUAAUUAAUGAAGUUUAGAGGUGUUGGUAGGUGUAGAGAGGCUAGCAGCUAAGUAAGGGUUAAUGUACAGCGAGCUGGUCAUUGUUGUGAAAUAAACCCCGACAGGGCAAUGUGACUUAUUUAUACUGUGGUUUAUUUCAAAACAAUGACCCGCUAGCUGUACAUUAUCCCGCUAAUUACACAGCU